Cataglyphis hispanica is the source of this 2037-nucleotide messenger RNA. RefSeq lists its product as uncharacterized. The coding region runs from base 671 to 1597 and encodes 308 amino acids. The record is from RefSeq and is a predicted model, not a curated record. NCBI's taxonomy places the organism in Eukaryota, Metazoa, Arthropoda, Insecta, Hymenoptera, Formicidae. The transcript is spliced from 3 exons.
UUUAUAUUCAAGAUGGCGAAGUUCGUUUUUUAACUUAAAAGUGUGAAAAUCUUUGGCAAAAUAUUGUGAAAGUAAAAAGUUGUGAAAUAUUCGAGAAGUAGAUACAAUUGACCGAUCCUUUAUAAGUUGUAUAUCUGAAUUUAUAAAUAAAAUAUUAAUGUAAUUAAUAACAUAAUUCCUAUAAAUGUAGACGUUAAAAACGUAACGAAUAUUUAAAGAAUAUUAUAAUUUAUAUGUAGCUGUAAAAAAAGAUAAAAUAAUGUGAUAUGAAUAUGCGAUGUCUGAUUAUAUACCUAGAUACAAGGCAUCUGUUUCCAUAAAUAUGAAUGAAAAUGAUCUUAUUUUGUUCGUUUUGCAAUUGUGCCUAUUGGCGUUAUUAAAGAAAAGAAAACGAACAAAAAGAUGGCUAAAUUGGAGAUGAUGGGUUAGACUCAUUAACGUUGUAUAUAUGGGGAUUAUGAACAUCUCUUUCAAAAGAUAAAGUAUAAUGAUCCAAGUAUAUUUUGUCGAUAUACAAGGAUGAGAGAGGAAACUUUUAAGCUUCUGCUACAAAUGACAAGACCAUUUUUGACCAAAUCAACCAAAUCAUCGAGCAUUUAGUCCAGAGCAGCGUAUUUGAUCAUAACUCUAAGGUAGUUACUUAUUUUCUUAUGAGCUGUUUAAUUGAAGAAUGAAACAUAUGUGUAAAACAAUAUCAUUUUCCAAAUGUUUUAUUGAUAUGCAGUAUUUUUGCAUAUCAAUAUUUCUAUCAAUUAUUUUGUAUAGGUUUUUAGCAACCGGAGAUCAAAUACUAUCUAUUGCAUUAGCGUUUAGAUGUGGAGAGUCAACUGUUCGAAAAAUUAUCCAAGAAACUUGUCGAGUUCUAGCCCAAGUAUUGCAGCCAAUUUACCUUUGUUUGCUAACAGAAGAAAAAUGGAAUAAUAUUUGUACUGGUUUUCUGGAAAGCUGGAAUUUCUCCAAUUGCGCUGGAUCUUUUGACGGAAAACAUAUAGAAAUACAAGCUCCGCCAAAUUCCGGGAGUUUAUUUUUUAACUACAAAAAGACAUUCAGUAUUGUGCUAAUGGCUGCAUGUGAUCAUAAAUAUAUGUUCACACUAGUUGACAUUGGUUCAUAUGGUGGCAAUAGUGACGGUGGUAUUUUUACUUCUUUUGACAUUUAUUCAGCAUUGGAAAAUGAAUUACCGAAUCUUCCCAAAGGGACUGUAAAUCUUCCUGGAAGUAACAUUACAAUGCCUUGUUUUUUUCUUGGAGACAGUGGUUUCCCGAUCAGUACUUUGAUGCGAUCUUACUCCGGAAAAAUACUUAAUGAAAGAAAAAAAAUAUUUAAUUAUAGAUUAUCUAAAGCAAGGUAUUAUAGAAAAUACUUUGGUAUUUUAUCUUCACGAUGGAGAAUUUAUCGAAAGCCCAUUAAUAUGCAUCCGAAAUAUAUAGACAUGAUUGUCAUGGCGACUGUAUGUCUACAUAAUUUUAUAAAAUGUGAGGAAGAUCUUGUGGAAGCGAAGAACAGAAUAUACUGUCCUCCACAUUUUAUAGAUUCAGAGAACUCUGAAGGUAACAUCAUCCCCGGGGAAUGGCGACAUAUACUGAAAAUGUACUGAGAGAUAUAUCUCCCACUUCAAAGCAUCAUGCAAUUACAAUUGCAUACAAACAACGAGACAAACUGGCUGAUUAUUUUCUAACACAACCUGGCGAAGUUCCGUGGCAGUAUGAUUAUGUAAGAAGAGGACAACAUCGUGAUGAUUCAUAAUAAAAUACUAUUGAAAAUUAAAUAUAUAUAUUUAUGUAAACAUAUGCUUAUGUUAUAAUAAAACGAUUUAUUACAUUGCAUAAAAAAAAAUAAAUAUAACAUUUUGUGUCACUCGUUACAUAUUGCAUAAAAGAAAUAAACAUAACAUGUAUUAUCACAUUAUUAAUUAUCACAUAUAUUGCAUUAAAAAUUAAUAUAUCUUAUCAGUAAUAAUUGCAUGUUACAUAAAAAUAAAAAAAAACGUAUCAUUAAUUAUCACAUGUUACAUAAAAAAAUAACUUAACAUUAUCA